This is a messenger RNA of Venturia canescens, 8981 nucleotides long. RefSeq names its product protein FAM117B-like. The transcript has 8 exons. Bases 2110 to 3486 code for a protein of 458 amino acids. The record is from RefSeq and is a predicted model, not a curated record. NCBI's taxonomy places the organism in Eukaryota, Metazoa, Arthropoda, Insecta, Hymenoptera, Ichneumonidae.
ACGCGUUACUGGCAGAGAGCCCUGCGGAGCUCCGGAGUAUCCGUACAUGUAUUAAAACAAAAGUAAUAAAAAUUCGAACUAAAAGGACUCUCUCCUAACGUGAAAAAGACAAGUUCUAAAAAACCGAAAAGUUUCAAGACACCCUUUGUCCUCCAUUCCGUCGACAUUUACUAUCCUCUGAUCAUUCUCUCUUUUUCAUCUCUCUCCGUCUUUCUCUAUGUCACUAACGUUUGUGUGCCGGAGUAAAACGAAAGAAGAAAAAAAAAUCACGGUUUCCUGUGUGUAAAACUAUACUACGAUCGUUCAAUUCCACGUAUUAUCCUGGGCACUACUACUCGAAGUAGUAGUAGUAGUAAACCCCCUCCUGCUCCGAACCCGAGGAGUGUUUUUUGUCUGGGGUUUUUUUUUCACAUUACGGCAUUCCCGUCUCCGCUUGUGAUCGAAAUCGUGUGGAAAUACGUCAGUAUCAUCCCUUCUACGGGGGAAUUUCACUGACCAAAAUAAUAAUAACGGAAGAAUCAUUGAAAGACAACUAUAAUAAAAAAGCGGCGCGAGUGUAUUGCGGUUGUGCCAGAAUCUUCAUACGUACAAUCUCUGUACGCGAUUCACGACAAAGAGAAGAGUGAUGUUCGCUUUUUUUUUGACGUUUUCGUUCGAAAGGAGAUACUACAUUGAGAAAAAAUAUACAUGUAUACAUAAAAGUGCCGGUGAUAAAGCAACGUAAAACAUUCGGAAAAGAUCGAAGGGAGGGGGGGGAAAGCGACGUUUCAAGGCGGUGGGGGGGGACGAGCGUGAAAGAUUUCACGAGGACCGGAGAGAGAAGAAAGUAUGGUGAGCGUGUACGAGCGUGAAUCGCUUCGUAGUAGAAGCGGCGUGUAGUGUAUAUAGUAUCUUCUACUAUAUACCAUAUAUGUAUAUAUAUAUACAUACAUAUAUUUAUAUAUUAUAGCGUAAUUUCCCCCACUUCGCGGAUCAUGUGCGAUGUAAAACGAGAGGAUAUACAUAGUUUUGAGCAAGAUAUAUAUAUGUUAAACCGGAGCUAGGCUUUGGUACAUACAGUGAACAAAAAGACGAAAAAAAUUGUGUGAGUGCGAGGAAGAGAGCAAGAGAGAGGGACACGUAUAUGUGAAAAAAGUGUGUGGAGCGAGGACGGGAAAUACUUACACCUACACAAAGACACACAGGCAAACACGAGGGAGCGUCGUCUCUCGCGGGGCCCACGAAGUGAAGAGACGCAGCAGCAGCCGCCAGCAGCCAGCAGCAAAAGCCCAGAGAGAGAGAGAGCGGAGCCGCGGCUUCUUCUCGACGUUUUCCUUUUUUCUUGCUUUAUAACAUUAUCAUUAUUAUUUUUGUUUCUCCCGCGAUCGCAUUUACGAUCGACCGCAUACAGCUUCGUAAUUUUUGACCUCUCCGUAAAUACUUGUAUUGUCUAUUAAAAAAACUAUACAGUCGCGCAUAUUAUUUUUCUCUUCGAGUUUGUAAUAUUUUGCGUCAGGCUAAACGCGUGAGUGCCCGAUAGACAGAGAGAGAGAGAGAGAGAAGACAAAAGCUGCUGCUUGGAAUAAAAAAGACGCGCGAUUGCGAAGCACAUACAUACGUGAGAGUGAGAAAGGACGAGCAAAGGGAAAGAGAAGCCCCAACGCCAACCGAGCGACGCAUCGUAAAGUGUAGUGUUUUUUAUAUUCAAUAAAUAUAUAUAUAUAUUCAGAUUAUAUAUGUAUAUAUCCAUAUAUUCUGUGAGAGACUAAGCGUAAGAAAAUCUUUUCCAAAAUCCCCGCUUCUUAUUAUACCAGUGCUUUUCGUGUUUUUAAUUGAUCAGUCAAACCCCGCCACUCUCCCUCGUCUUCUUUCCGACAUUUUCUCCCUUUCCCUGUUAUUUAAUAUAAAAUACAUAUAUCUUAUUCGACAUUACUACUAUUCCGCGAUCUUCGUCGUAAGUGCCGCGAAUUUAACCCUGUUCCGUGUGUGUAUGCGUGUGUGAAUACAAACGUGUUCGUAUUCGUUCGUCGUGUUCUCGCGUGCGUGCGUUCGUCCGUGCCUAUAUACGUGAGAAACGCCGUGUCCGUGCGCGCGUGUGCUGUCUCGACUUUUGCCACCACACAUGACAAAAUGUCGGGAUCGCAGCGUAUGCGAAAGUCCUCGCCAUGCUCGACUACCAAGCAAGGACCUAUGCGUGCUACAUUACCAGUCAGCUCCUUAUUACGACAGAGCAGACAAGGCACCAGUUUACGAAAAAGCAACAGCAACAGUCCUACUGUCUCACCCACAAACGCUAACGCGUGGCGAGCGUCACGCAACUCGCCGGAGACAUCGUCCUCGUCCGGACAACGAAGCCCCGGCUCCUUGUCUUACAAAGCCAAGUCUAAGACACUGAGCGGUCGUUGCAGCGACGGACUUAGCGGCAGCCAAAACAUUCGUAGGACCGCCUCUUUGGACACAAUUUAUUUGAAAGGACAAUGGCCACGGGAUUCUUAUUAUGUCCAUACGAGUCUCUUACUCGUGGACAAAGCAACUCAGACCGAUGAAUGGUCAUCGAGUGAACCGCGAAAAUUAUUAGCGCGGCAUCCACCCGAACAAAAUACUACGACAGACGAAAAAUUGAAGGAUAAAUACAUAAGGCAGAGAUUACAACGGAACAAAGAGAGCACAAGUAGCAGAACAGCAGCUUUUGGUCUCAUUAUGCCCGGGGGACCACCGCCUGCAUUGCCAGGCGAUCAUACGGUACUAUUGCCCAGUAUUGCAUCGCAGACAUCAAUGCACAACCAAUUCAACCUGAGUACAAAAGCGAGCCCGAUGAACAUACCCGUGAAACCGAUGAGGCCGCCCAUGCGAUCGUCAAUCGAAGGACUCAAUCAAGAGAUCGAGGGUCUCGUGCUCAAAUCUGCUGUGAACACAAAUGACCCUGAUCAUUCCACGGAAGACAAGUAUGCGAAGUAUCGUGAACAAAUGACACCGGAAGGUCACAGAGCACCCCUGGCAGAUCUCUUGAGAGCUACGCGAAGCGUAAACACUCAAACGCCAGCGACGGAUCUUCCCUCCAGUUCGUACUCGUCGGGACCUCCGUCUAGGAAUUCCGAAUCUCCGCUGAUCCCAGGUGUUAUGGAUACUUCCCGUCCACCUAGCGAUCUCCCACAAGGUGGAAGUCGUGGAUCGACGCCAGAACAAGAGAGAGAAGGACGUCUCGGAACAUCUCCCCAUAUCAAUAAGUUCCUGGCGAGAGAACCUCCAGACGGUUGCGAGAAAGUUAAUCUCAAGUUUGUCGAAGAUGCCAGGCGACCGAUGAUCGACCUGAGCAAGUUGGAUUAUUGUCCGAAGCCGUGCGUAGCAUUCCAAUUAAAACCAAGCUUGGGAUCAGCGUUCCUGCCAUUACAACAACCGGCGAGUCCAACGAUGAUGGCGGCGGCGGCAGCGGCAGCGGCGGCAGCAGCAGCGAGUAUGUCGACAUCCUCGCACACAACAUCAGCGACACCACCCCCAAAUCCAUAGUCCGAUCUUGGACUAAUUAGUGGUCAUGGUCGUUCUCCUCGUCGUUCACGAAUUCGUACCUUAAUCACGCCUUUGUCGUGUUCGUCAUCAUCAUCAUCAUCAUCAUUAUCAUCAUCAUCAUCAUCAUCUUAUUACCAUUAUCAUUAUCAUUAUCAUCGUCGUCGUUGUGUCUUCGUCUUCACACAACGUGACUCAUUCAUUAUUAUCAUACAUUGUUACAUUUCUAUAGAUCAUCGGUAUAUAUACGAAAAUUGAAAUAAUCUCGUCGUUUGUGAGAGAGAAAAAAUGAAAAAAUCAGAAAAAAAAUAAGAAGAAAAGAACGAAAAACAUACGCGAGUUUAAAUGAACGAUGAUCAUUGAGAGAUUUACGAAUGUUCGACGAUUAUCGAUCAUGACGAUGAUUAUCUCCGUCAUUUAAGGACAAUUCGCAUUAUCUUCGCACCACCAUUGUAAAGUUACCCGAAUUCAUAACGAGAUUACGAUGGGUUCUAAAUGCAAGAAAAACAAAAAGUAAACGAGAGAGAGAGAGAGAGAAGAAAAAAUUGAAAAAGAUUAACAAAGAUACGGCAAUGUCUAUUUCCCAGUGCAAAAGCCUUUUUCAACUUCGCUGUCGUCAUCGUUCUCAGCGUGCCGUCGUCACUGCAAGGAUUCUCGUACAAUCUAAUGAAAGAAAAAACAAAAACCGAAUGUCUACGUUUCUGCGUAGCGUGUAUGCGUAUGCGCGUGCGGGUGUGUGUGUGUGCGUGUGUACCAAUGAAUGUUCAGUAUAGAACAAAAAAAAAAUUCACAUGAGAGAAACACUAACGGAAGCACAGAAAAAGUGGGACUCGAACAGCAGAGUCUGGUGGAGUUUGAUCGUAACAAUAAACAACAAUGACAAAUGGCGAAUGCGGGAGAUUUGAAACAUAAACAAAAAAACAAAAGAAUUAAAAGAAGAAAAAAACGAGGAACAAUAAUUUGUGAUAACCAAUAAACAACGUUUAGGUAAAAAAAAAAAAAAAAGUAAACAUUGUGUUCUUGCAGGACAACAACAAAACAAAGAAAAUACGAAACGAAGAAAGAGAGAACCCAUACAAAGAGGAAAUAAACGAAAAAAUAAGACUAAAAAUGGAAAAAAUUGUGUAUUCUAAAUUUAGCGGCACCAAUAUGAGAAGCCUGUGCUAAACAACUUUAGUUUUGUAUUCAAAGAUUGAGAGAUUGACGUGAAAAACGAGAGAGCUAAUAAGACGUGAGGCUUCGAGGCAAAGCAGAACAAAGCAACCGGUCAUUCGAGUACGCGUCGUACGCGUCAGACUUUUCAAGUAAUCACGAUUGAACGAGCAAAAACGAAGAAUAAAAGUAUUAAAUUUUCAUCGAGACCACGUCGAAAAUGGUGAAAUAAAAUGAUUUUAUGGAAAAUUAUUGAUUCCUGGUAUUGUGCUGAAGAUAGACCGACGAAUUUCUCACGAGAUUAAGAUAAUGAGAUGUACAGAGGAUUCGAAAGGAAAGGAAACGCGGGUCAUGGAAACCCAUAUAUAAUGUAAACAUGUGGGUGACCCAAAAUGUGUUUCAUUUCUUCGUUAAGACGUUUUAUCAUACCUCUCGAAAUGAUUAAUCUUUAUAUUCAUAUAAACGUAUAUGUAUAAAUACGAAUGUUUAUUUCCAUUUUUAUAUAUACAUGUACGCGUAUAUAGACACACAGAUACGCGCGCGCGCACACAUACGCAAACACACAUACACGACAUAUAUAAAUAUGUAUAUUCUACUGACACGAAAGGAUUACACUCUUGUUAGAAUCUUCUUUUUUGUAUCGUUUUGUAUUAUUAUUUUUAUCAUAAAAUAUUCGAUAAUAAUAAUUAUUAUUGUUAUUAUUAAUAUUAUUAUAACGUUAAGGCAUACGGCGGAGCUCACGAAUUGACCUUUUACACCCCCAAGCGUUCUUCUCGUUUUCUUGUCUUUUCCUUCCUUUUCGCUGUCGUUGUUGUUGUUGUUUUCAGAACCUUCUCGAUUUUCGUUUGUACACCCCCUUCUUAUUUAUCUUUCUCGUACUACCUGUACUCGCACACAAACAUACGACCACGCACUCACACACACACACACACACACACGGACACGGACACGCGACAAAUUGGAAAAAAAAAAACCGACUGCUUACGGGAAUGUUCGGUGCAAAAGCUCUUACGUGCGUAUUACAUUUAUAAUACAAAACUGAAUAUGUACAACCGAGAAGAAAUAGACAACGUGCGAGAAUGACGCGAAAAUUUCAAUGGACUAAACGAAAAAAGAAGAAGAAGAAGAAGCGUUCAAAUGUGCGUAGAGAAACAAUGGAUUCAUGGAUUUUGUGUGUCUGCUGUGUAGGUGAGUGUGCGCGCGAAUGCUCUUUCGAAUGUGUAUGGAUUAUUGAAAAAACAAAAAAUAAUUAAGACAAAGGGAACGAGACCCGAGAAUGAUGGGAGAAGGGACUGAUAAAUAACGACGAUUUUUUAUGAUUGUCAGACCGGUAAACAAGAAAAUAUGAACAAAACUGACAAUAUUAUAAUGAAAUAUUGAUUGAAAUAUGCGACAAUGAUUUUAUGAAUAAUUGAGAAUAUUGCUAUCGAUUGUGAUCUCUCGACUUUUAUUUUAUAGGUUUUUCUUUUUUUUUGUUCUUUUUUUUUUACAAUUAUUUUCACGUCGUUCAAUUCGCCCCCAAUUGUAGACGAUUGAGAGCAAAUGGCGCUCAGCGGUAUUUUUUUAUGUACACUGUAUGUAUGUGUUCAUGUAUAACGUAGAAAUGUACAUUUGCAUACACACAUACGGAUAUAUAUAUAUACAUAUAUUUGAUUCUCUAUUCUCGUCGAAAUCUUCGUUUCGACAGUUGAUCCCCUCCCUUUUUUUUAAUACUUAAGAGAAAGCGCUUUUUUUUUUCAUUAAAUUCUUUUUGAUAAAUGAUUGACUCGUAGUUUCUUUUGUUCUAUCCACUUUGUAGAUCCAUACGAAAAAUGAUUUACCGAAAGAUUAAUCGUAGUGACGAGAACUCGAAAUAAUCAACGGAGAGUUGAAAUAAUUUUUUGGAUUUUUGGUUAACCCUGAUUUUUGAACGUGCGACGAGCUCUCGAAUUGGACUGUGAGUACACGCUCUUCGCAACCGAACAUGAUGGGCUUCUGGAUGCGAGAGAAAGGGGAAAUGAAAGAGGAAGAAAUUUUUUUCUAAUCGAUUAUAAGUGAAAUAAAAUAGCUAGCUAUGUACUUCUACUAGCUAGUCGCAAAGGAGAAACGGUAACACACAAGUACCUGGCACACUGGUCUAUGCUCUCUUUUUGUUUUAUUUUUUCCAUUUUCUUCACUAUUCAAUGCUCACUAGAAAAGAGAAGGAGGGAGAUAAAUGAAAAAUGAAGGAGGAAGGAGAAGGAGAAAGGGAGGAAACCGCCGCGCGUCAUGGGACGAACAUACGUGAGGUAUAAUUAAUGAAAUUUUAACGGUUUAAAAUGAAAAAAUGAAUUCAUGCCUUAGGAUGCGUGACGUAGUGUGCUAAACCAUUUAUACACGGGGGAAAAUGUUUAGUCGGAUGUAGGAACGGGGGAAAAAUAAAACACUGAGAAAUCGAGACAGACGUACAUACGAUAUAAUUGCUAACACGAUUCUCGUUAAGAGAUUGAAGAAAAACGAGGAUAUAUAUUGAAGUACAUUCACGUUUUUUUCAACAAAUAUGUGUAUAUAUAUAAUAUAUUGGUAUAUUUUAGAGUGGCUCAUUCUUCAGUUAUUUUUCCGCAUUCGUGUGCUCGCUUUCUUAAAAGAACGACAAAGAAUAGCAAAAAAUUUUGAGAAACCAAAUAGAAUUCACAACUUCGCAAUUUUCCACAAAAUAUCUUGGCCUGGAACGAUCGAUGUACACGAUCGAUUGGAAUUAGAGCAUGUUUAUGAAAUAUCAUAAGAUUAUCUCGAUUUGAUCGGAUUUUCAUUUGAAAAAUAUUCAAUUAGCGAAAGCUUUUUCUUCGUACCGUCAAAAUGAAUAGUUUGAGUAAAAAACGAAACGAGAAAAAAAAAGUUGGAAAAUGAAACACUCUGAUGUAUACACGAAUACUGCGAUAUGUACGUGAGAAUUUUGUAAAAGAAAAUGUGUGUGAAACCGGAGAGUGACGGGGGAUGGGCAGAGCGAGAGAUUUAGUCUUUUUCCAGUCUGGACAGUCUGACGCUGACAUAAACGGAAUUUAUCGAUGCGAUGAGUCCUGGCGGUUAGAAGUGUUAAAAAAUAACAAAGAGAAACAAACAAGUCUUUAUUCACGUUUGUAAUGUGUUAUUCGUUGUUAGGCUUUUCUCGUCGUGUCACAGCGAGCUGAAGAAAAUUUGUAAAGAAGGAGAGAAAGAGAGAGAGAGAGAGAGAGAGGGAGACAGAGAAAUGGACAAAGUGAAGGAGAGGUAAAGGUCGAAAAAUUAAAUCACGAAAAAAUGAAAUUGAACGGGGCAAUUGACUGCCCAAUUGAAAUUAUUAAUGAUAUUUUAGGAAAAAAAUUGAAACAAAAUUACCUGUUAUACUGUUUGGAUGGAUAUCUUUCAAAAGUAAUUGAAAAAAAAGAAAAAAUUGUAAAGUUUUCGUUGAUAUGAAUUAUACGCGAUGUAUGUCGUCGGAUUUGGGUAUUUUAAUAUUGCUAUUUGGAAAAUAAAAAAGAAAGUGAAUAAAAAGCGGCAGAAAGGAAAAAAAUACGUUCUACACACACAUACACGCAGUCACAGAACACACAUACAUAGAAAAGCGUCUCUCACCACUAUUCUCGACAAUUGACGAAAGCUUCGACAAAAAUAAAGAAACAAGCGUUUACCGUUUUGGUCACUUUAACCUUAAAAAAACAUACAUGUUCUCAACAUAUCUAUUAAACGAAAGGAAGAAUAAAAACACACAAUGGUUCAAAAGAAGAAACAAAGAUAAACAAAAUGGUAAAGAAUAAUCUGAGCCGGUUUCAGAAUGACAAGAGCGAUUAUGUCAAUUAUAAGCAUUCUCAUUUUAGACAAGAAGAAAAACAAACAAUAAAUAAGGAUAAAAGUUAAAUAACAAACCUUAGGACUGUCCAGACACGCAUACCUAUGAAACUAUAUGUCAACAAUAUAGUUGCAAAGUUUUUGUUCAACAACCAUAAUAAUUAACUGAAGAUAACAGAAAAAAAGUUGCACCUUAAACAAAUAACAAAAAGAACACGAGAUAAAGAACAACCAAUAUUAAAAUAAUAACGAAAUGAAUAAAGGACCCUGUACUCCUAAAUAUUCAAGAGUGCAAUGAUGAAUUAAACUCUAUGACGGAUAAUGACAUUGUAAUUUGUAAGAUGCUCGUAACGAGAGGGAGAGAGAGAAAGUUUGAAAGAGUGAGUACGAGAGAUAAAACUCUCAAAUGCAAAAAAUAAUGAAAAAAAAAAAACAAACAAACAAAAAAAGAACAAUUUGUAUGUCGGAUAAAGUAAAUAUCCAAAACUGGAAGUUUUUUAUACACCCGCUGAGAAAACAAAAAAAAUGAUACAAUAAAAUGCAACUUUUAUUAACUCUUA